ACUGCAUUUCUGACUACUGAAAUCAGCAGUUCAUUGAAGUGCACAGCAGUGCAGCAGGAGAGUUCACAUUGGCAGCCUCUAUCAUGGACAGAAACACAACUUUCCCUGUUUCCUCUGGUAACCAUAGCCACAUGAACUACACCUGUUCCCGUGACAACGUCCUGAAGACUGUAGUUUUACCUGUCCUGUAUUCGCUCCUGUUCCUGGUGGGACUUACACUCAAUGGUGUAGCCAUGUGGGUGUUCUUUCGUAUCCCCUCAAACUCUCACUUCAUCAUUUAUCUCAAAAACAUUGUGGUUGCAGACGUAAUCAUGACUUUCACCUUCCCCUUUAAGGUGCUGUCUGACUCCAACAUGGCCUCCACUGGACUUCGGGUUUUCGUAUGCCGUGUCUCGUCUGUCCUCUUUUACCUCACGAUGUACAUUAGCAUCCUGUUCUUCGGCCUCAUCAGCAUCGACCGUUGCAGAAAAACACUGACACCAUUUCGAGGCACAAAUGCAGCCCGAUUAGCCAGACGCAAAAUUCUGUCGGGCUUCAUAUGGACUGCAUUAUUUGUUCUCUGUUUACCCAAUGUAAUUCUAACCAAGAAAACUCCAAAAUCUCAUUAUUUCAAGUGCAGUGACCUCAAGACAUCAGCUGGACUGUAUUGGCACGAGAUGGUUAAUUAUAUCUGUCAGGUGAUAUUCUGGGGCAACUUAGCCACAGUGACGAUUUGUUAUACCCUUAUCUCCAGAGAACUGUACAGGUCCUACGCUCGCACCAAGCAUCACCAACAAAGUGAUGGAGAGACUGCACAGGGACUCGGUGGCAUGGCUCCCAAAUCUCACCGUGCCAAAAGAAAAAUGAAUCCAAAAGUGUUUUUAGUCUUGGUAGUGUUCUUUGUGUGCUUUGUGCCAUUUCACUUUGCCAGAGUGCCGUACACAAUGAGCCAAACGCGGGUGGAUAAGUUCAACUGCCAACUGAAACUUCAACUUUAUCAGCUGAAGGAGAGUAUGCUUUUCCUGUCGUCUCUUAACUCGGUUCUGGACCCCCUCCUCUACUUCUUUCUGUGCAAAUCAUUCAGAACUAAGCUGUUCAAAACCCUGCGAUUGCCUCUCGGAACUUGCACCAGGCUCACAGGGAGAAGUUCUGCUGACAUGGAUUCGAGUACAGCCAUGUAAGAGACUGUCAUAAAUGAUUUGUUUUUUGUUUAAAUGCAGCUAUACCAUAAAAUGCACCUAUUACUCAAACAUAGGGUCAACUGUGAGAUUUAUAUUAAUCAGGUGUUUGAGCUCUAACAGGUGAAAUGUUACGUUUUAGCUUGUCAAUAAUGAACCAGCUAAUUAUGAGGGCCCAUUUGUGACAGCUACCUAAGUAGGUUAAAGCAUCUCCAAAUUUGCUUCUCUUGUGGGAAGUUCUUGGUCUUCUGAUGUUGUAAAUGUGCAAACUGUAUGAUUAGUUUGUACAAUAAGUGUGGAUUUGAUCAGAGUACUAAAUGUACACAAGGUGGCAGUCUUGGAUUAUGGAAUUUCACAAAUGCCUCAUGCAUUAAGUGUUUUUCAGUUUGUUUUGUUUUGGCAAAAGGAAGAGUCUCUCCUCUGCUGUAACUACAUGCUUUAUCCUGAUUAAUACAUGCUCUAUAUGAAAAGGCUUAUGUACAUAAACAAUACUGAUUUGAAGCAUAAUUCACAACAUGUGUACUGGAGCUCUGUGUCUAAGUCUUGCCAUGGCAGGUCAUGUUUGGUUGCCAAGAUUAUUGAUCUACUGCUGAGGUUGUCAGUAAUGGAAAGAACUUAAUACUAUAUGGGACAGAAGCAGCCUUUGUCUUUUGCCAAUGAUCUUCGCAUUAUGAAAUCUGAAAUGGAAAAUAAAUUUCGACAGACAGAUUUAGUGAUUGUUGGGCUGAGUUUUUGUAGUAUAAAAUCCUGAGCCAAACCCUUUCUCCUGGAGAAAACACUCCUGUAUUUGUUGCUUGCAAUUAUAAAAUCGUUGACGUAUGACAUCCCCCGCCAAUAUCAGCAACUAAAACUACUGCAAGCAUGUUCUUAUUUCUAAAGGGACAGAGACACAAAGACACAGGUCCCUGUUGUCAUCACUCAUUGUCAAAUUUGCAUCCCGCUGGUUUAAGAGCCCAUUACACCCAUAGUUUCUGAUUUUUCAGUCGGCCGCAUGGUGUGAUAUAGAACCUAUGUUGGUAAGUACAUAUCAGUUCAUAUUAAUUACUAUUGUCAGUUAAUGAGUAGUCUACUGUCUGUUUAAUAGUUUACUUAAAUUCACAUAUAUUCUACCAGGCUUGAAUGUACAAAGCUCUAUAGUGUAAGUCUACAUGUGAAUGUGGCACUUCAUAUGUUUCUGGUUUAUUUCAUAUUUGUAAAAUUAACAGCAACAUCUAACUGUACUUAACCUUAAUAAACAAAAUACUCUUUCCAAUGG
Molecule: messenger RNA, 2412 nt
Organism: Periophthalmus magnuspinnatus
Lineage: Eukaryota; Metazoa; Chordata; Actinopteri; Gobiiformes; Gobiidae
Gene: p2ry12
Product: purinergic receptor P2Y12
Exons: 3
Coding region: 84-1160 (358 amino acids)
Biological process (GO): G protein-coupled receptor signaling pathway
Cellular component (GO): membrane
Molecular function (GO): G protein-coupled purinergic nucleotide receptor activity
Source: RefSeq, a predicted model, not a curated record